Messenger RNA from Hyaloscypha bicolor E, 1578 nucleotides. RefSeq names its product carbohydrate esterase family 4 protein. Gene Ontology annotation, biological process: carbohydrate metabolic process. The coding region runs from base 1 to 1476 and encodes 491 amino acids. NCBI's taxonomy places the organism in Eukaryota, Fungi, Ascomycota, Leotiomycetes, Helotiales, Hyaloscyphaceae. The record is from RefSeq and is a predicted model, not a curated record. The transcript is spliced from 9 exons. Gene Ontology annotation, molecular function: chitin binding; hydrolase activity, acting on carbon-nitrogen (but not peptide) bonds.
AUGCCUCGUGAUUUACCGUCAUCUGUUGGUUGUGAACUGAAACGAGGGCCGAGGCGACCCCAAACGACCUUUCGAGACUCAGAACAAGACACGGAGACCCUCCCCUCCUAUUUUAUGUCUCGGGUAUCUCAAGUGAGCCCCAGGGUUCCAUGUCCUCCUGCUUCAGCCGUAGAGACGCACUCGCGCACUGUAUCCCCAGACAAUACCUGUGGGAAAAGUGGAACUGGUGGGGGUGCAGACGGUUAUACAUGCCCAUCUACCCUCCCAUGUUGUUCGGUCAAUGGGUUUUGCGGGUCCACGAAUGAAUACUGUUUAACUACUUCUGGCUGUCAGUCUGCCUUUGGAAACUGCACAGCACCCUCGGUUGGAACAAUCAGCCCUGACGAGACCUGCGGGAUCACCGGUGCUGGCACUGUGGGGUACACUUGUGGUGCAGCUAGUCCAUGCUGUUCUGGAAAUGGAUGGUGUGGAAAUACCACAGACUACUGCAACGCAUCAGUAGGAUGUCAGUCCGCCUAUGGAACUUGCAACAAUGACACAACUACUUCAGGUGGUGGGACUGGAGGAACGAGUACAAAUGGACAGUGUGGGCCUGGCCAGGGAACUUGCGCCUCAAAUGAAUGUUGCUCACUUGCCGGAUUCUGCGGGACCACAGAAGAUUAUUGCGCAGCGCCAGACUGUCAGUUUACCUACGGACCAGCUUGUGAUGCCAACAAAAUCCCUGCUGGAACCAACACAUCGUCGAUUCCGCGAACCCAGCUUGGAUCCGUCCUUUAUGGGUCCGAUGGAAUUUAUGAUUGCGUUAAUCCUGGUGACAUGGCAUUGACAUUCGACGACGGACCAUUUAUCUACACCAGUCACAUCCUUGAUGUACUUGCUCAGUAUAAUGCUUCUGCAACGUUUUUCAUUACUGGUAAUAAUAAUGGAAAGGGCCAAAUCGACAACACGAGUUUGGCUUGGCCCGCACUCAUCCAACGAAUGUAUAACUCGGGUCACCAAGUAGCAUCACAUACCUGGUCUCACCCAGAUCUAUGCAACAUCACCUCCACACAAAGGAAGAACGAAAUGUAUAAAAAUGAGAUGGCUCUCCGCAACAUCUUGGGUGUAAUCCCAACCUAUAUGCGCCCUCCAUACUCAUCAUGCACAGCUGCAUGCGGUUGUGAAGCUGAUCUUUUCGAACUUGGUUAUGUGAUAACUUAUUUCGAUCUCGACACGCAAGACUACCUCAACGAUUCGCCCACCCUAAUCCUGAACUCCGAGUCCAUCUUCGACAAUGCGCUCGCCGGUGCCUCCUCUACGACGGACGAUUUCUUAGUCAUCAGCCACGAUAUCCAUAACCAGACGAGUCAGGUGCUGGUAGAGUAUAUGCUGAAGGGGCUGUUGGGCAAGGGGUAUAAGCCUGUGACUGUGGGGGAGUGCCUGGGCGAUCCGAAAGCGAAUUGGUACCGUAUUGACCCGAGUUCUACUCUUGGAUAAUGUGGUAGGUGGCUGGAAGCGGCGUUUUCGGGUUGGAGAGCCAGGUUACUUUAUACAUGGGAUUUUGGUUAUAUAUCUGGAGUAUUUAUGAAAAGGAAAAGC